AUGGCGGUAGGCGUAGCGAUAUGUGCUGCAUGGUACUAUACAAUUCUUGCUGGCUUCUAUACGCUUUAUUGUCCUGUUAUGUAUUUAAUGUUCUUAAAUCACAACCUGUAUAGAAAAGUUGUUGACGUUCUGUUUUCACUAUGGGAGCUUUACCCUGUGGCACUCUUUCAAUGGUGCUACAAUACUCGACUGCGUUUUUUCGGAGAUUAUGUGGAUCCAAAUGAAAAUACAAUUAUUGUUAUGAAUCAUCGCACUCGGGUGGAUUGGAAUUAUGUAUGGAUAGCUUUGUAUCAUGCGACUCAGGAAACAGAUUCUAUUAGACAAACAGGCUUAGUCAACUGCAAUGAUUUCAAAUGUAAAGAUAAAAACGAUGUAUUUGAUUUAAUUGCUGGAGGAAAAUCGCGAUUAAAAUUUGUCUUAAAAGAUGAAAUAAAAGCUUUACCUGGAAUGGGUUGGAUAAUGCAGUUGAAUUUCUUUCUUUACGUAAAACGCAACUGGCAGGAAGAUCAACAGAAUCUUUCACAAUUCGUGGAUUAUUACCGAAAUCUGCACUAUAAAAAUCGAAUCGUACUUUUCCCAGAGGGAACCGAUUUGAGCGAUGACAAUAAACGUCGAAGUCACAAAUUUGCUGAAGCGAAUAAGUUACAGCGUUACGAGUUUGUAUUACAUCCACGUACUAAAGGAUGGGUAGCGUUGUGUUCUCGAUUGCGCUGCGCCGGUUUGACUUCGGUGUAUGACGUCACUGUUGCGUACGAUAAUCCUGCUAACACAGAACUCGAUUUGAUAAGUGGGAAGAUACCUGAGGAAGUUUUCUUUCAUUUAAAACGAUACUCUAUCAACGAUCUUCCCUCAGACGACGAGGCCCUUAAAAUUUGGUUAAAUGACCGUUGGCAGGAGAAGGAGUACAGUCUUCGUAAAUUUCAUUCAGACGGUGUUUUUAUUGAUACUGCAACGAAGAGUGCACCUACCGAAAAUAAUCCGCGGUCAUUGAGAAGAGCCAAGAUUGGUUUUGUAUUUUGGACUUUCAUCGACAUAUUAUUUAUGUAUGCUAUAUGCAGCAGUGUAAUAUUUCAAUUUUGGGUUAUAUAUCACAGCUUUCUUUCUAUCUUUGUCACUUGGUACUUCGGUGGCUUCCAAAAUCUUCAAUAUAAAUUUUUGAGAAAAAUUAGCGAGUAG
Parnassius apollo (apollo) is the source of this 1176-nucleotide messenger RNA. Lineage: Eukaryota; Metazoa; Arthropoda; Insecta; Lepidoptera; Papilionidae. The record is from the annotation of a GenBank genome assembly.